Molecule: messenger RNA, 2013 nt
Organism: Postia placenta MAD-698-R-SB12
Lineage: Eukaryota; Fungi; Basidiomycota; Agaricomycetes; Polyporales; Adustoporiaceae
Exons: 12
Coding region: 1-2013 (670 amino acids)
Source: RefSeq, a predicted model, not a curated record
AUGUCCGCAACGCUCGCGCACGCCCGUCUCGUAUCCCUCGUGCUCUCCUUCGCCUUCGGCAUCGUGGGGAUGGCCACUGGCAUCAACGCGCUCGCCAAGUCCAACUCCUCCAAGUCCGCCGUGCGACGCGCCGCUAGCGGCCUGGGUGCGACCGUUAACAUCGACACGCACGACGUCUUCUCCUCUGGAGUGGUCAUUACCGUCGUCUGCGGCCUCAUCGCGCUCACGUCAUUCUUCACUCUCGUGCAUGCGCUUCUCGCCCGCUUCCGCUGGCGUGUGAGUGCCGCGAGCUCCAGCGCCGACAUUGGCCGCCACCUGCGCACCGUGCCGCUAACGGGCGCGCACGUCCUCACCUUCCUGACCCUUUGGCUGUUCGCCACGCUCGUGCCCUUCACGGACUUCGUCGCUAACCGCCAGGCCAAAGUGACCGCGUACAUCGGCGGUGUCCAGCUUCCCCCGAACCUUGUCCAGGGCACCGAAGCAGAGCUCGGCGUAACCCCGGUAUACCAUAAACUCGGCUACUUGCGCGCCGGCACCGUCCUGCCGUGGAUCGCGUUCCUCUUUGCUGCGACGUCUGCCGCCCUGUCAUACGCGUAUGCGCGUUCCGCAGCGUCGUUGAUCGCUGGUACGAACGGAUAUGCCGCACAACCGGAGGUGCAAGAGAAGGAGAAAGUGCCGGAGCAGGCAGAGGCACAGCAGUCGCUUGUGCAUCAUGUUGGGUCGCCUCGUCUUCUGAUCACUGCAAAUGGUAAGUAUGCGGCCUCGUCGACCGGCUCGAGGAUACAUGUCGCUCUAUCCUACCGCGACCUCCGGCGGGCUGGGAUAGCUUACCAGUAUUCGUUUGAGCUUCUUGCGGUCCUACCUGCUCCACAAUCACGCGCACCACAUUUCACGGUCAGCCAGUCGGCAUGGCCUCCGCUCCGAGAACAUCUCCAUUACAUCCGCACGAUAGUGGUCUGGUUGUUAUACGAAUCCGUGCUACAGCCAUGCGGUAACCUCCUCAGCUUGCGAGCUGCGAGGCAAUACUGUUUGCAAAUUCUAGAGGCGCGUUCUAUCAAAUUGUGGCUUGGCUUCCGAAUUUCUAUCAAGUGUGCCCUCCCUUUGCACGAAUACGUCCUUACAAUCAGCCAAGAAGUCGAACACAUAUGGGGUAACGAGUGUGGGCGCGCCUCAAGAGCGUUGUUCAGCCUCAAUCGCUUCGUGAUGCUUCUCAUGGCUGUCGGCAAUGUUUUACAGGUAGUACCAUUCGCCACGCAUAAGGUGAGCUAUUUUCAACGUUGGUCGGUCGAUCAUAGCUAUUCUCUGCAGGAUACGUUCACACGGAGGACAGUUGUUUCAGCCCUUCGUGUACAUGCUCUGAGUGUGCACAACUGGUAUUUAUCGCUGCCUACCCUACUUCUUGGGCUGGUUCCGUUCAUCACUAAUACAUGCAACGUGAUCGGGGUAUAUUAUCUUGCACGACCUAUCCCCACAUUGGUCAUCCCCUAUUGCAUGGCCCUUGUUCCGAAUCAUUUGGUACUAGGGAAUUCCAAUAACGGUAUCGUUAUAUUCUCCCGCACCAGCAUUGACCUGACUCGUGUUUACUAUCUAGCAACGAUUAUUACACACAUGCUAGUCGGUCUUUCAGACUCGACAGGAAACCUUCGCUCGUCGCGUUACUACUCCGAGACGUUCUCAUCUACGCUGACGGGACAGGACAACGGUGCUUUGAUUCAGUUUAUAUUGCCAAUGUCGUCCAUCCUGGUUUCCCGAUUCCUACUCAAUAUUCACGAAGCCAUGCACUCUUCCCCGUAUGGCGAAUCGGAUAGGACGGUGACCGUCAUGUCUGCAGACAUAUUGCAAUCAGACACACAGACACCAGCUCUCAUCUUCGCCAGUCAAAGCUGCAGCGAAGGCGGAAUCAUUGAGGAUGAUGGAAUUUUGAUGGAGAACGGACACAUCCAAGAAGUCGUAGACGAUGAAGCAGAAAUCAUAGACAUUGAACCGGCCGAUAGAAGGAUUAGGACAUUAUGA